Molecule: messenger RNA, 1999 nt
Organism: Rosa rugosa (rugosa rose)
Lineage: Eukaryota; Viridiplantae; Streptophyta; Magnoliopsida; Rosales; Rosaceae
Product: protein SWEETIE-like
Exons: 5
Coding region: 922-1341 (139 amino acids)
Biological process (GO): carbohydrate metabolic process
Source: RefSeq, a predicted model, not a curated record
GAUUAAUGUUUUAUCCAAUGUUUUAAUUGUCCACUCCUUUCUACACUUACUUCUCUCUCCGGAUCUUUCUAUUUCAUUCCUCUCAUCACCACCAAAUGCUAAAUUUAGAGAGCAAAAUGAUGUUAUGGAAGAUGACUAGGCCAAAGUGAACUUGAAAAUCAAGAAAGCUCACUGUGCUCCAAAAGAGGUCAAUGGAAAUCGCGUUUGGAGUAUGUGCAGCACCUGGUUUUCCCAUGGUUUCAAGAGUUUGUUGUGGAGAGAAGCCAAAAGAAUGGCGGAGACAAGACUUUUUGGACAUUUGAAAAGCUGAGUGAGGCUUAUGCAAGCAGCGAGCUUCAUCCUGGAGACCUGAAACCUGUUGGUAUUUUAAAAGAUUUUAAAAUCUUUAAUUUAAUUUAAUUUGAUUUUCAAUUUUCAAUUUGUAACUUAUGCUUUUAAUCCUAUAAUUAUUUGGGGGGUUAUAAAUUUGGAUUUAAUUUUCUGAUUUUAUGGUGUGUUUUAUGAUGGAGGUUACAUGAGAUAAUUGGAGCCUAUAAAAGGCAACAAUGUUUCCCAAGUUGUCAACAACAAAAGGGUUAUCUCUACUCCUCAUUUGCAUACUACCACUGCGAUUACUACCUUCCAUAUUUUACAAGGCUCCAAUUAUCUCAAGUUGUCAACAACAAAAGGGUUAUCUCUACUCCUCAUUUGCAUACUACCACUGCGAUUACUACCUUCCAUAUUUUACUAUUAUUUUGGGCGGUUCUGUGACUUGGAGAUUCUAUCCGACUGUGAACGUGCUCAUCGCGGACCUUUGGUUGCUUGUAUUGGGGUCGUAUCUUGGAGUCUUGUAGACCGUCAGCACCUGCACGUAGGGAGGCUACAAAGGCUUUAGGACAGCGUCUUUUGACGUGCUUCACCAUACCAGGUUUCUCAUAUUCUAUGUGCAUGGAUAAUUCAUGGGAUACUCUUUCAGUGUCUGUUCUAUCACAGAACUGCCCUGAAACAUUUUAUGAACCAGAACACUCUGCUUAUCUGGUGGAACUCUGUUUGGCGUACCUCUACAAAGUGUUUCAAAGUACCAAUGCCAUAUCUCUGGAUAACUCCUUGGAGGAUUUGAUAUCCUCAAUAUUUGUCACAGCAAAAUCCAUUGUGAACUGUUUUCAACCAAAGAUGCAGAAGCAACUAGUAUCUGCGGCAUUGGCGUUUCUUUUAAUUGGUUACAAGGGAAUCAGAGAAGUCCCAACUGACUUCUGCUUCUCCAAACUUGAUGAAUAUUUCAAGUACACGAGUCUCUUAUUGAUAAGAUUUAUUGAUGGUGAGCAUUUUGAUAACCUGAUCUGGCAAAUUUUGUUCAACUAGUCAAUAAUGCUUCAUAAGCUCCAUUUCCUGCUAUAUAAAAAGACAAAGUAAUUUGAGCUUCACAGCCUCACCCUUAUAAACUCUAUUGCACUGUUUUGAAAAAACAAAAAACAAAAAAAAUUAUUGCAAGAUUAUAUUUUUGCAAUGUGGGAAUCACAUUCUCAACAUAAAAUUUUUUUUCAGCAAAGUUUCUCUUUUAUGUGAUCCAUCUGACUAGGACGGCCUUUAUUCUCAAAAAAAGAAAAAAAGAAAAAAAAAGAAGACUAGGAUGACCUUUAACUGCCUUUUCUAAUCAACUGCAGUUGAAAAAGGAAUGAUAUUGAUUCAGUGUUUACCCACCAUCACUCAGUCGCUAAUACUUAUCAUGGUUUGUUGGACAUUAGAUUUUUCUCUGUUUAGAAUUUGUCUCUGAUUUUGGUUCUUUAAGGGCAUGUUGCAUUUUGCAGAACCUGUGUCUUUUGAAUUUAUUUAUUUAACGUUGAAUCUCCAUUUCUUGGGUGUUUUGGUACUGAUGAAGACAUCAUUUUUAAGACAAGGUUUCCAAAAGACCAAGACUAAUAAAAGCAAUUGAGUUGAUAUCAGUAUUUUUUCUUUUCUCUUUUUUAGAAAGUUGAUAUCAGUAUAGUUCUACAAAAUGGGAAUACUGUAAUAUAUAUAU